Messenger RNA from Dentiscutata erythropus, 199 nucleotides. Lineage: Eukaryota; Fungi; Glomeromycota; Glomeromycetes; Diversisporales; Gigasporaceae. The record is from the annotation of a GenBank genome assembly.
UAUGAAUAAAGAUUCAACUAGUCAAAAGUCUUCUAAAAAGACUCGACUUGUUAAAAAUAAUAUGGCAAUUUCACGUGAGCCUUCUAAUAUAUCAAUUAUGUCAAUUGAUAAUUAUGAAGAAAUUUUAAGAAUUGAGUGUGAAAAACUUAACAUUCAAAGAGAUAAAAAUAAUGAAUUGGGGAGAGAAGUUUUGUUGUGA